This is a messenger RNA of Rhododendron vialii, 2329 nucleotides long. RefSeq names its product external alternative NAD(P)H-ubiquinone oxidoreductase B2, mitochondrial-like. The transcript has 10 exons. The record is from RefSeq and is a predicted model, not a curated record. Lineage: Eukaryota; Viridiplantae; Streptophyta; Magnoliopsida; Ericales; Ericaceae. Gene Ontology annotation, molecular function: NADH dehydrogenase activity; calcium ion binding. The coding region runs from base 224 to 1975 and encodes 583 amino acids.
AAGAUUCGUGACACACCACCACUUCACGUUUCACUCUCCUUCCUUCCCACCUCUUCGGGCCUUUGCUCUUUCUUCAUUUUCCAAUACUAUUUCUGCCAUUCUCCGCAUCACGCCUCUCUCUCUCUCUCUCUGCUUUCUCUCUCCAAAUUCACUACGUAUGCAAGCACUCCUCCCCGAAACACAUUCUUAGAUCCAAGGCCUGAGAGGUUGAACUGAAGCAAAGAUGCGAGGUUUGACUUUCUACGAGAGAUUUUCUCGAACCUUCCACGACCAUCCCUCUCUGGUUAAGCUGCUCGUUGUAUUCACUGUCAGUGGUGGUGGUCUUGUGGCCUCUGCGGAGGACAAAUCCUAUGAUGGCAUGAACAUCGUGAAUACACAUGAAGCUAAUAGCAAGAAGAAGAAGGUGGUGGUACUUGGAACUGGUUGGGCUGGAACAAGUUUCUUGAAGAACCUGAAAAAUCCCACAUAUGAUGUUCAGGUGCUAUCACCUCGUAAUUAUUUUGCGUUUACCCCUUUAUUACCGAGUGUUACAUGUGGCACAGUGGAAGCUCGUAGCGUUGUUGAACCAAUUCGCAGGAUCCUUAGAAAGCAGAAACAUCUGGAUAUUCACUAUUGCGAAGCUGAAUGUUUCAAGAUUGACGCGCAAAAUAAGAAGGUCUAUUGCCGAUCAUCCCAAGAUACCAACCUAAAAGGCGAAGAAGAAUUUGUUGUGGACUAUGAUUAUCUUGUCAUAGCCGUAGGUGCAUGCGUCAAUACAUUCAAUACUCCUGGUGUUGAGGAGCAUUGUCAUUUUCUGAAGGAAGUUGAAGAUGCUCAAAAGAUCCGGAGGACUGUUAUUGACUGCUUUGAAAGGGCCAGCUUACCUACCCUAAGCAAUGAAGAGAGGAAGAAAAUUCUUCAGUUUGUUAUUGUUGGUGGUGGUCCAACUGGUGUUGAGUUUGCAGCAGAGCUUCAUGAUUUUGUAAAUGAAGAUAUAGUGAAGUUAUAUCCUCAGGUGAAAGAUUUAGUAAAAAUAACACUCUUGGAGGCCGGAGGUCAUCUUCUGAACAUGUUUGACAAAAGAAUUACAACUUUUGCAGAAGAAAAAUUCAAAAGGGAUGGUAUUGAUUUGAGGACUGGGUCAAUGGUAGUGAAAGUAUCUGAUAAAGAAAUCUCUACCAAAGCAAAAAGUGGAGAAAUCUCUUCCAUUCCAUAUGGAAUGGUUGUCUGGUCAACUGGUAAUGCGACUCGUCCAAUCAUACUGGACUUUAUGAAGCAAACUGGUCAGGCUAAUAGACGUGUACUAGCAACUGAUGAAUGGCUUCGUGUUGAAGGAUGUGAUAAUGUAUAUGCCAUGGGAGAUUGUGCGACGAUUAAUCAACGGAAAGUCAUGGAAGAUAUUUCAGCAAUAUUUCGUAAAGCUGACAAGGACAACUCUGGAACACUGACAGUUAAAGAAGUCCAAGAAGUGAUUUAUGACAUUUGCGAAAGAUACCCUCAAGUCGAACUUUAUUUGAAGAACAAGCAAAUGAGCAGUAUUGUAGAUCUAUUAAAGGAAUCUAAAGAGGAUGUCACAAAAGAAUCCAUCGAGUUGGAUAUUGAAGAACUCAAAAGAGCUCUCUCUGAGGUGGACUCCCAGAUGAAAAAUGUUCCGGCCACAGCCCAGGUUGCAGCUCAGCAAGGUGCCUAUCUUGCUGAUUGCUUUAAUCGCAUGGAGGAGUGUGAGAAAAAUCCAGAAGGCCCUCUUCGUUUCAGGGGAGAAGGUCGCCAUACUUUUCGUCCCUUCAGGUACAGGCAUCUCGGACAAUUUGCUCCGCUAGGAGGAGAGCAAACAGCUGCACAACUCCCAGGGGAUUGGGUUUCAAUUGGCCGUAGUAGCCAGUGGCUUUGGUAUUCUGUGUAUGCAAGUAAGCAAGUCAGCUGGCGUACAAGGGCAUUGGUGGUAUUUGACUGGACCAAGCGUGUGGUUUUCGGGAGAGACUCGAGUCGCAUUUAACAGCAGCUUCCGGACCCUGGAUUUCCCUCGAAGGCUUCUGAAUUUGAAUAUUCUGUGCUUGUAUCUUUGUUUGUCUACACAUAUCACUCGAGUGUUUUUUACUUGAAAUAUAUGAGCCUUCUGAAUUUGAAUAUUCUGUGCUUGUAUCUUUGUUUGUCUAACACAUAUCGCUUGAGUGUUUUUUACUUGAAAUAUAUGAGCAAUUUCCACGGCGGAAAUGUUGUAGGACUACUGAGAUGAGUUGGUCAAUAAUUCUGUCUGCUAAGUUUUCAGCAGUAUAUUGGGUGUAAUGAAAAUGAUAUAGGUUUUUUCUUGGUUUCUUGGUAAAUGAUAGGAUUUGGAAGGAUUUAUGAA